This is a messenger RNA of Ostrinia nubilalis (European corn borer), 627 nucleotides long. RefSeq lists its product as uncharacterized. The transcript has 4 exons. Gene Ontology annotation, cellular component: nucleus. Gene Ontology annotation, molecular function: zinc ion binding. The coding region runs from base 52 to 627 and encodes 191 amino acids. The record is from RefSeq and is a predicted model, not a curated record. NCBI's taxonomy places the organism in Eukaryota, Metazoa, Arthropoda, Insecta, Lepidoptera, Crambidae.
UGAUGUGAAGAAUCGAAGUUUUAUUUAAUUUAAAUGUAAAUAAAUCAAGAAAUGGCUACUCCAUCGGGGUCAGGGAAAAAUAGAGGACCCAUUGUGGACCCUGGACUGUGCCGUUGUUGUAGGUCUAUUAAAAAAUGCCGACUUUUGACCGCAGAAUACUUGUGGAAUGGCGAGAAGGAAAUUUACUCAGAUAUGUUUAUGGACUGCUUCGGUUUAUUGCUGUCUCACCUGGACGGGGACAGCAAGGAGUGCUGCAUAUGCGCGGCGUGCGUGUCGCGACUGCGCGACGCCUGCGCCUUCCGUCGGCAGGCGCUGCAGAGCGAAGAGGUGUUCCUGAGCGCCCGGCUUGAGACCAAGCAAGGUCUAGACAGCAAGAUACUGCUGGAGGUGAAACAGGAACCGCCGGCAGAUGACAACGACUCGAUGGGCGCUGACGACGUGGGCAUGGGCGAACCCGACCUCGAAGAGCAAGACCCCAAGUCGGAGCCUUCGCCCUCGGACGCCUCGGACGCGGACUACAAGCCGCGCCGCAACAAGAAGCCCGGGCGACGGCAGCUGCUCGCCAAGAUGAACAAGCUGAGAGACAAGCUGGACCACAUGAUGAGCGCUACAGGUAAAAAAAACUAG